AUGGCUGAUACAACUACCACUGCUCCUGUUGCUACUGCUCUUGCUGCCAAGGCAAAGGCCAAGACGACCAUCGACCACCCUCCGGCUAAAGUCAUGGUGAAGGCUGCUGUCGCCGCCCUGAAGGAACGCACCGGUUCCUCGCGUCCUGCCAUCAUGAAGUACAUCGCCGCCAACUACAAUUACGACAAUGCCAAGGCUGUAGCUGCAGCUCUGAAGAAAGGAGUCGAUGCCGGGACAUUCAUCCAGGUUAAAGCAAGUUUCAAACUUUCUGCCGAAGCCAAGCUAGCCGACAAGCCGAAGAAACCUGCCACUAAGCCUAAGAAAGAGAAAACGAAAAAGACGACUGAGAAAAAGACACCCAAAAAGAAGACUGUAAAGCCUACCGACGAGACAAAGAUCACAAAAGCGAAGAAGACGCCGAAGCCGAAGAAGUCUGAGGAGAAAAAGAGCGUGAAGGCGGUGACGAAAGCCAAGACUGACAAGCCCAAAGUCAAGAAAACCAUCAAGCCAAAGACUGACAAGCCCAAAGUCAAGAAAGCCAUCAAGCCAAAGACUGACAAGCCAAAACCCAAGAAAAUGACCACCGACAAAGCGAAGAAAGCCACCACGCCAAAGGCACAGAAGAAGACCACCAAAGCCUAA
Molecule: messenger RNA, 642 nt
Organism: Lineus longissimus
Lineage: Eukaryota; Metazoa; Nemertea; Pilidiophora; Heteronemertea; Lineidae
Product: histone H1-like
Exons: 1
Coding region: 1-642 (213 amino acids)
Biological process (GO): nucleosome assembly; chromosome condensation; negative regulation of DNA recombination
Cellular component (GO): nucleosome; nucleus
Molecular function (GO): structural constituent of chromatin; nucleosomal DNA binding; double-stranded DNA binding
Source: RefSeq, a predicted model, not a curated record